Molecule: messenger RNA, 1568 nt
Organism: Anopheles maculipalpis
Lineage: Eukaryota; Metazoa; Arthropoda; Insecta; Diptera; Culicidae
Product: pancreatic triacylglycerol lipase-like
Exons: 5
Coding region: 12-1568 (518 amino acids)
Biological process (GO): lipid metabolic process
Molecular function (GO): triacylglycerol lipase activity
Source: RefSeq, a predicted model, not a curated record
GCAUUGGAACGAUGGCGUCGGAAGUAUUCUUGAGCGCAUUUUUAGCGCUAUCCAAGUUUACGUACAACAACACGGUAAACGGACCGGGAUGUUUCGCAAUGUUUGGUUGCUAUCCGAUCGAACCACCGUGGGUUAGCGAACGACGGCCCAUAGCGCUGUAUCCGAAGUCGCCGGAGGAGAUAGGCGUGCGGUUUGUGUUUUUCAACGCACAGCACCGGCAAUAUCCCAAGGAACAGAACCGAUACUCCAACUACAUAGACGUGCCAGAUCUGGUGGAUGCUACGAACAUUAAUCCGGAUAAAAUGAUUUACUUCAUCACGCACGGAUUUUUGGAAAAGGGAGCUACCAAAUGGAUCGAAAAAAUGAUGAAUCGUUUGCUGGAUAGAGAGCCGGAGUCUACGGUUAUUGUUAUCGACUGGGGUCCAGGUUCCGAUCCUCCGUACAACCAGGCGUGUGCCAAUAUAAGACUGGUGGGUACUAUCACAGCGCACGUCAUCAUUGAGAUCGCGCAACAAGUCGGUCUAAAGAAUCUCGAUAACGUGCACAUGAUUGGACAUUCGCUCGGUUCACACCUGUCAGGCUACACGGGUUACACGCUGCGCAAAGAGUACAAUGUGACACUGGGCAGAAUCACGGGACUAGAUCCGGCCGAACUAGCGUUUGCCGACACGGACGAGAUGGUACGUCUAGAUCCUAGCGAUGCGAAGUUCGUGGACGUGGUGCACAGCGAUGCAACACCGUUCGUGUCAAACAUUGGGCUCGGCCUGUACGCACCGAUCGGGCACGUAGACUUCUACCCGAACGGUGGCUUCAAUCAACCGAACUGUCCGGUGACGUUUUGGAAGGAGCAGAAUCGUUUUGUCUCGAGUGUGUUUCAAUACUUCAGCUGCAGCCAUUCGAGAUCGUACAUGUAUUUCACCGAGAGUAUUACGACACCGCUGCAGGUUGUGUCCUGUGGUUCGUACGAGAGCUAUAAUGCGGGCGAGUGCUUUGACUGCAGUGCAAGCAAUGCGCUGUGUGUCGAGUUUGGGCUGAACAGUUUGGCCAGCUACCGGGAGUUGAUCAGUCAGAACAAACUUAUACCACGGCAGAAUACACCGAUACAAUUCUUUUUCAAGACAAACUCGUACGAUCCCUUCCUGAUGCCGAAUGUGAAGAUCACGAUAAAGAUAGCCGAUACGCGACAAAGCAGACAGUAUGGUGCGGAGAUUGGGAAGAUCUUUUUGUACAUUUCUGGACUCGACGAGGCUGAACCGAAACGUAUCGACUUCAACGAAGAGCCUAGGUUAUUUGAGCCAGGACUGAACUACUCGAGUGUCAUCGCGGUACACAGCAAUAUCAAACCAGCGUCGGUAAAGAUCGGCUGGAAGUAUGAGACGAACUUGCUGAACCCGCUCACAUGGCGGCUUCUCUCAGCACCGCGUGUGUUCAUCAAGCAGGUACAGCUACAGUUCUUAACGCACCAGACAACACUGCAGAUGUGCCCGUCAACGGGGACAGGCAUCUCCACCAACGAGCUGGGCCUAUUUACCGAGAACAAUUGUAAACAGAAACCGGACCGGGGAUAG